Molecule: messenger RNA, 4318 nt
Organism: Daphnia pulicaria
Lineage: Eukaryota; Metazoa; Arthropoda; Branchiopoda; Diplostraca; Daphniidae
Product: neuronal PAS domain-containing protein 2-like
Exons: 12
Coding region: 598-2661 (687 amino acids)
Biological process (GO): regulation of transcription by RNA polymerase II
Cellular component (GO): transcription regulator complex; cytoplasm; aryl hydrocarbon receptor complex
Molecular function (GO): protein dimerization activity; DNA-binding transcription factor activity, RNA polymerase II-specific; RNA polymerase II cis-regulatory region sequence-specific DNA binding
Source: RefSeq, a predicted model, not a curated record
GUAACGCAGUCUGCCUCUCUGCUGGCUCAUGUCCAAGACCAAUCUUCACAAGGUCACAAACGUUCGAGAGUUGUGCGUCGAAAGAACGGGCUGCACGUUCUGUUUGCAGUGUCGACAUAAUUCCAGUGUUGGUUUUGUUUCGAGAAACUGAUUCAGUGUUUCACCCCGUUCACAGGGAAAGCAGAGAAAAUAUUAGUCGCUGGCUUUGAAUUACAAUCAAAGAUGGCGCAGUGUCAAACCUUGUGAAAAAAGCAGCAGUAGCAACAACGCCUCUAAUGGUCGAGUAGUCUGUUUUUCUGUGUGCGUGGUCGUGCCGUCAGUUCGCCUUCUUCUUUGCCAGUUUUUUUCCCCCCCAGUCGCCUAGACUUCGUCUUGUAGAAAAUCACCAAAUUCGACGGUGUAAACUUUGGGCAUACCUCAACGAGUGUGUGUACAUGCCGUUACAUAAUGUGGAAAUGUGAUGGAGGCCACAACGUUGCAGCAAACCUGACCUCGUGACGGACAUGAUUAGGUCAUUAUUACGUGCCAUCGAUUGUGGCCUUACGGAAAGCAUCUUUAGUGACAAAACGAUUGGAAACGUACUGAGAAUUUAACAAAAUGAGUGAAACAUUACCAAGUUCGAGCCGGGAGAUGCGGAAUCGGGCGGAAAAGCAGCGGCGUGACAAGCUCAAUGCCUACAUCUCGGAGCUUUAUAGUCUGGUGCCGUCAGCGGCGGCCGCCCCUAGGAAACUGGACAAGACCAGCACGCUCCGUCUCUCGGCCAAUUUCUUACGAAUACAUCAGAAUGUGGAUUUACGGGUCAAACCAUACAACCGAUGGAACGCUCUUGCUGGUCAUACAAUCUUGGAGAAAUUGGAUUCCUUCUUGCUCGUCGUUUCUUGCUGUUCUGGAAAGAUCAUCUACGUGACGGAUCGAGUGGAGAAAUUGCUCGGUCAUGCGCAGGUUGAUAUGAUGGGCUACCAGUUGUCCUGUUUUGUUCACCAGGCAGACCAAGAAGCAAUCGAAAAGCGGUUAAGUGAUUUCGCCAAACAAGUGGCUGCCAAUCCGGAUGCUUCAGAUUCUCUAGAUGGCCAAGUCUACUCGUUCGAAUGUCAUCUGGCCGGACGACAGCUGAGUCGGGGCGAGCCGACCGUCUACGAGCGUGUCAGCGUCUCGGGCACUUUCCGAGGUCCCCGUCGAAGACGCGAAUGGGCUGACAAAAGUAGUGAUAGAUCUGUGGCAACUAUUCAACAACACAACGACUACAGCGAGCCUCUUUUUAUCGGCUUGGUGCGCAUUCUUCAAACCCCCAACACAUUACCUCCCUUGACCAUCAUGCAAGCUGUUCAGGACGAAUAUGUUACUCAGCACACAACCACUGGCACCAUUAUCCAAACGGAUCACCGCAUCGCCGUCAUUGCCGGAUACCUGAGCGGCGAGGUGACGGGCAUGUCUGCCUAUGAUUAUGUUUUCAAAGAAGAUUUGGAGUACACUCUCAAAGCUCAAAAGCUGAUGUUGGAUCGAAGCGAGGGAAUGGUGACCUAUCGGCUCAAAACCAGUACGGGUCGUUUGAUCUUCCUCCGAUCGCGGGGUUUCAUCCAGUACGAUGAGAACACCAAAGAAAUUAUCAGCUUCUUCUGCAUCAACUCACUCAUCGACGAAGAACAAGGUAUGAAGGAGAUGCAGGAAAUGAGAGCCAUGCUGGAUAAACUUAACAUAGGAAAUGUUACACCGGCGAUCACGUCAUCACCAACCAAUGCGAUCGAACCGGUUGCAGCAGCUUCUACUCAAGAACCACUUUCUCGCUGUGUUCGGGCAUCCUUGGGCAAAGCGCCUUCCGCGCCGUCUAAUGGCUGCCUUGCGAACGGGGCUAGGGUCUCUGGUCUUUCGAGAUCCGGUCUCAUGCCCAAUGGACAGUCCAGUUUGUGUAUUUCACCCGCCUCUGAACUUCAGUACUCUCCAUCGGGAUCGUCAACGGCCUCGUCUACUUUUGAAGAGCGUUGCCAGUCUGUCACUCCUCAUUCGAUUGUAUCAUCUCACACGGAAAUUCCUAAUUUAGUUGCUGUCCCAUACCCAUUUGCACCCAUACCUUUCCCAUGGCGACCAACAGAAGUGUCAUCGAUCACGACGACAUCUAACGGCGUCGUCAACAUUCAAGAAGUCAGCAAAUCUCCAGAAGUGGAUCCAGUCGAUUGUAUUGGCGCACCGGGAUCGCUGGUGGUUUCAAUUGAUCAUCAAUGGGAAUCGGCUCCUAAUAGUCAGAGCGUCGUCAUCCAGCAUAACGAAUCACUCAGUCAUCAGCAGCCCUUGACACCUGUGAAUAAUGUGCAAGCUCAUUCACUUCAGUCAUCACCAAGUGAUAAUGUAGAUUCAAUUCGCUCUACGCUGAAUCCGCCGUCCUCCUGUUCGGUUGUUCAAGUUCCCUACCAACAACAUCCAGAGGAAGUUCUGAAAAUCUCUAUUCCGGAACGUAGCUCACCCAACGAAUCGAAUAGAAACAACUAUCUCAACGGAUACAUCAUUUGGCCUCAGAAGAUGUCCCCCAAAAAUCGAAAGGAGAAUUUAAUAUUGUCCUACUUGGACUCGGACAAGCAUUUGUACAAACAGUCGGAGAUCGCCGGAACGGACCAACAUUAUUUUCCUGGUGAAUUGAAAGUGAACACUGGAACUAGUAGUCCGUGAUUUGUAAUGGAUUUCACUAGAAACAAAUAGCCAGUGAACGGCAUUUAGAUGAAAAAGAUUCACUCUGACUACGGUAUGAUGCCAACGAAGUCCAGGAGACUGUUGACUUCUAAUAAGCUGUUUUAAUUCAUACGUAUCAUUUAUACGGGGGAAAAUCGUGUUCAUUCGUUGGUUUCGACAGAGUUUGAAGUCUCGUCAACAGCUAAAAUUCGGCCGUUUGCUUUUGAAAUGUCCAGUUUCAGCAACGUGUCGUUUGAAGGUCGAUUGGGUAUGACGGUGUUGUCAUGGAAUCCACACAUUAAAAGAAAAAAAGCAUUGCCUGGUGUUCCUCUCACCAACGUCUCUCGAUUUCCACUCAUGCUGUUGAUGUGUUGUUGCAUUGAUCUCGGGUUAGUUAAAUCGCACGAUAAAGCGGUGGCUGCAGGGGGGAGGGGAGGGGGUUUCUGUGUAUCGAUGACGGCUCGUAGUGAGGGAUGGUGCUAUCUUACCAUUGAUUUCGUCUCGCAAUUCGCUCACUUUUUUAACCGAUUUGGUUCAAAAUUUCUUUCAUUUCCGUUCUGCUCCCGAUCAGUAGAAGCAGACCUGUGAAUUGCAUGCAGACUAUGAAACACUUUGAGGAAGAAAAAAGAAUCGUUUCGUUCUUUUAUUGUAACGGUCGUGUGUGUUGAUGUUAUGCUGUCGAGUUUGAGUUCCGGUCAAACUGAUAUUCCCACUGUCGGCUGCCAGAUUCUAUUUCUCUUCGUCCCUCUAGGCCUAUUGUCUGUGCUGAAAAAACCUCUGGCUCGGCAAACGGUUAAGUGCAAAUAUCGUAUUUUGUUUCUAUUUAGCAAAAAAUCGCAUUUUAAAACCCUUUAUUUUAUGUACAUAAGCCCUAAUUCCCAUCGUUUUGCUCAAGCAGAAUCACUGCUACGGGAAAAAUUCAAUGGUCAACUGUUAGAAACAAUUUGGGAAGUAACUAUAUUAGCUGUACGAAAUUGAAUCUAUUAUAUCAUACCAGUUCUACUAAAAAAAAUACCGAAAAUGUGCACAUAUGCAGUGAGGUCUAUUGCUCAACGCACUGCGAGCCAUAUAAUUCAGCUGGUAGACACAAACGAUAAUAAAAAAAAAAUCAUGAAACAGGUACGUGAAGCUUCAUCGCUCAUAUAAUCUAAGACGAUGGUGUUAGAUCAACAAGUAUUUCAUUUGUGCUGAAUUGCGAGGCUUAACAAAGAUUAAUUUUUUUUAGACCGCUCCGGUGUUUUCGUGUUUCAGUCUGACACCUUCGUUGUCGUUAGAUAGUCCAAUGUGUCGGUUACUCUUUUGUUUUUUUUUCCUUUUUUUUUCCUUAAGGAUUUCAUAAACCAAAUUACUCGGCAUUUGCUACACUUUUGUUGAAAAAAAAAAUAAUGCUGUCACAUCAGUACACGUCGCGGCAGUGAUCUACGAUGGGAUUAGUUAAAUAGAACUAUGAGAGAAACGCACGGGAGAAGCUUUUUUUAACUCGAGAGAUAAGCGGUAGAAACGUCACCCACCAUUUGUCGUCAAAAGCGUUAUUCUAUAUUAAAUGUCUGGGUGUACAUUCCCACAAGUGUACGCUCAUGUGUGAUUUUUUUUUUCACUUUUCUCACGAUUGUGUUGUUAUUUGCCCCCCCGUGAAAGAAUAAAGUUUUGUUAUCUU